This is a messenger RNA of Phalacrocorax carbo (great cormorant), 5234 nucleotides long. NCBI's taxonomy places the organism in Eukaryota, Metazoa, Chordata, Aves, Suliformes, Phalacrocoracidae. The record is from RefSeq and is a predicted model, not a curated record.
UGCUGCUGCAUGAGGUUAUGGUGUUGCCUGCUCCUUUCUCAGGCAGCCAAACCUCCUCCGUGCUGCCACGUCGCGGCCCCGGGGGUGGGACGGCAGCAGCUGCCGGGAAGGUGGCCGGCCGGGAACACAUCCCGAGCUCCGCAGCAGCAUCACGCCGUGGGAGCCCGUGGCCCCGAGAGGCACGGAUCACUCGCACGACUGAAAGAAGAGCUGCAGGGAGAAACCUGUUCCCUCCUGCACCCUUCCAACCCCCAGCAUGGCAUCACCCAUGAGGAGCUUGUCCGUCAACCCUGCCAGAUACCUCCAGUCUUUCCGCCUCUUCCUCGCGAAUUCAACCGAGCACCAGUGCAUGCAGGGGUUCAUGGAGAGGCAGCUGCCGGCCGUGAUAGCGAGUGUUGGAAACGGGAAGUCUACAAUCAAUAUUCUAAGUGUUGGUGGCGGAGCAGGUGAGAUAGACCUGCUGAUUCUCUCAAAAUUACAAGCCAGAUAUCCAGGGGUCACCAUCAACAAUGAUGUGAUAGAGCCAAGUGCUGACCAAAUCUUCAAGUACAAAGAGCGUGUGGCUGAGACAACAAACCUCGAGAACAUAAAGUUUACCUGGCAUGAGGAGACAGCUUAUGAAUAUGAAAGUCGAAUGAAUGCAGAAAAGAAGUCUAAAAAAUGGGACUUCAUUCACAUGAUCCAGAUGCUGUAUUAUGUGAAAGAUGUCCCAGCGACUAUCCGGUAUUUCCACAGCCUCCUGGAAGCACAGGGGAAGCUCCUCAUUAUCCUGGUGUCAGGAAGCAGUGGCUGGGAAACGCUGUGGAAGAAAUUCGGGUCUUCCUUCCCUUUGGAUGAUCUCUGCUCUUACGUUUCCUCUGCUGACAUCAAAAAGAUACUGGAUUCAGCAGGGCUGAAGUACCAGUUCCAUGAGCUCCCAUCCUACAUGGACAUAACCAGCUGCUUUAUUGAAGGGAACGAGGAUGGGGAGCUGUUGCUGGAUUUCCUGACAGAAACUUGUGAGUUUUCUAAAACUGCUCCUCCUGAACUAAAGCGUCAGGUAAUGGAAGAGUUAAGAAAGCCUGAAUGCAGUGAAGAGAGAGAUGGGAAGGUGCUAUUUAAUAACAACCUGAGUGUAAUGGUGAUUGAGCCAUGACUUAACCCCUUCUUGCUUCUCAAUCCAAAACAAAGAGCCAGAUACAAGCUGUUAACAGCUGAAAUAAAUUUUUCAUACUUUGUAAGUGGCUUUAUUUUGGUACUGAUAUAUAAUUUUGGAGCCUGUUAAGAAAUCAGUAUUAAUAUCUGUUGUUAUAAGCGAGCUUUAAUACCCAAUUAAUUCUGCACGAAUCUAUGAAUGUGUAACUCACUAAGCAGUUAAUUGUGCUGUAUUAUAUGAAUGUUGUGUAAUCAGAUGUAACUUGGACCAUCCACUCAGGCACUGCAGAAAAGUAAUCAAGAACUAUAUGUGGUUUUACCAUCUUCAUUUAAAAAUUCUCUACAGACCAAAUAAGCAAAUUGCAACUUCUCAGUGCAGCUGGCAAGAGAGGAGGCUGAGAAUGACUGACUGUUUGGGUGGCUGCUCAGUGGGAUCUCUUGAGCUUACUGUAACUUCAAGAUCUCACACCCCCAGUUACCAUAAAAGUGGUCCCACACCUUCUGCACGUGCAGUGGUUGCCUGGUCCUGCCUCCGCAGCCAACUCAUUUAAUGGCACUGCUUCUCUCUCCCUGUAUUUUGACUUUAUGAUUGUGCUGUUGCCUCUGCGGAGCGAUUUGUGGGCAGGUCCUUACUGGCACCACAAGAGCGAAACAAGUGAAGAGGGUCGAGGCACAGCAGUGGUAACAACCGUUCCGGAGAGGUGGAUUUCACUAAUGCGUGCUGAUGCAAAGCAUUGUCAGGAGUCAGCGACUGCUGUCACAUAGAGCUUUUUAGUAUUUUUAGCUAAACACACAAACCUCCUGCUCACAGCCUUUCACUAGCCUGGCAGCAAGGGCUAUACAUGGCUUGUGAGCUUUGUAACAUGGAAGAUGUAAAAAUGAACCCUGAUGCUAAACUGACAGGUUUCGGUGGGAUUUGUUUCAUUUCCAAUGGGGUCACGUCAGGUAAGUCUGUCCAAUAUACAGUAUAGGAUGUUCAGCAAGAAGGUGCUUCACGUCCUCGGUCCCUUCUCUCCGUGGGGCUGUCUCUACUCCAGUAGUUGAUACAUUUGUUUUGCUAAAUGAUUUUACAGUUUUAAGAAGUGUUAUGCUCUCUACAAGGCACAGUGCAUGGUGGAAUACAAUAUAGUCACUUGAAUGCAUUUAAUGGUCUGAAUACUCAGUUUAUCCGGUGAGCCAGGUGUGAUUUCUGCCAUUGAAAUAAUUUGAUUCAGUGUUGAAAUGAUUUACUUUAGGUAAUCCUUUAGCUGCAAGAAAUUAUGUUUUAUUUUUGCAUAUAUGUUUCUGAUUCAAUAUUGAUUGUUAAAGAUUUACAAGAGUGAUUUACAAGAGACCACAUUGGGCAUUAAUAGCUGUUUAUAAUAACUUUAGAGAGAAUUGUUUGAAACACACUUCUCUUCGUGUUCAAAUAUUAAUUCCAGUGUAUUUUAGAAUGCUUCCAUUAUAUUUCUCAGCUGUUGAACAGAACAAAAUCUAUUACUGCUUUUACACAGUGCUAUGUACAGAUUCCUGCAUUAGAAGACCUCAGUAUAUCUGGAAGCUGUUACGGUGACAUGCUGGAGCAGGAAGGAAAGAAAAUCUCUCAUUAGGACAGAUUGCUGCAUACAUUUCUAAUGGGAAACAAAUUAAAGUUACAAUUAUUUUUGUAGCUCUUUUGUGCUGCCAGUGACCUCUUCUAAAUAGUGUGCAUGAAAGAGGUGACCACUGAAUAUUGCCACAUGAACCCUGUCAGGAGUGACAUAUCUUUUGGAGCCACAGUAAUGCCAGAACAACAACAACAAAAAAACCAGAUCCAACAGCAAAACCCAGCAACAAGAUGCAUAGGCAGGUCCUGUUGUUUUCUGCUUUAGCAGAGGUAAAAAAUACAAGAAAAAAAUCUUUUUAGAGUUUUUUUGGGGAGGUUUGUUCUGAAAAUGUGGGAGACAGCAGGGAAGUUGGGGAGCAGCAGAGGUGAUCUGGAAAGAAGAGAGGAGGAUAUGACUACCCACACAGAGAAAUAGGAGAUUCAGUGUGAAUGCACGUGUGAGCUCCUUCCCCUCUUUAAUCACCAAGGGAGAGGCCGGGGAAAGGGAAUGCUUGCUGGGUGUGGGGUGGCAUGGGGUCUUAUCUGAAAGCAGAAUUCACUGAGGGAAAAGGCACUUUCACCCCAGGCUGGAGAAGAAAACUCCUUACCUCAGACCAGACACGUCAGGGUGGUCCUCUGCCACUGCUUCUGCUUCUGCGGAGAAUUCUGGGGGUUGUUCAGCCUGGAGCAGAGAAGGCUCCAGGGAGAUCUUAUUGCAGCCUUCCAGUUUUUAAAAGGGGCUUAUAAGUAAGAUGGGCACUAACAUUUCAGCAGGGCCUGUUGUGACAGGACAAGGGGUGAUGGUUUUAAACUAAAGGAGGGGAGAUUUAGACCAUAUUUAAGGAAGAAAUUGUUUACACUGAGGGUGGUGAAACACUGGCCCAGUUGCCCAGCAGGGUGGUCGAUGCCCCAUCCCUGGAAACAUUCAAGGCCAGGUUGGACGAGGCUCUGAGCAACCUGAUCUAGUUGGGGAUGUCCCUGCUCACUGCAGGGGGGUUGGACUGGAUGGCCUCUAACGGUCCCUUCCAACCCAAACUAUUCUGGGGUUCUAUGAAUUUCAUUAAAAACUGUGGAGGGGGGGUGGGAAUGACAGUAAACUCCAUUCUGUAUAUGCAGCUGCUUCCAUUAAGAGCCUGGGGGAAACCUGAAUCAGAAAAGCACUCUUAAGGGACAAAUUAUUUUUAAUUUUAAAUUUGUAACACACACAUUUCCAAGAAGGAAGUACUGUAAAUGUUGUUUAGCCCAUUUAGUGAGUGUGAGGAAGACCAAUUUUAUGCUUAUUUGACCAUAAAAAACAAAGGAGUUUUUGUAAAACUUUCAAACAACAUCCGAACAGCCUGAAGAGCCACAUUUUCAUGUGAGAUUCACCCUUAAGUGUACAGUGAGAUACUGUUAUUCCACAGCAUGUCUGAGGAGUCCAGCCCAUCCGUGGACUGGGAUUUAUAGGGCAAGUUUGCCUGUGUGCUUUCUGCACCAAAUUGUUUUCCUCUUAGUAAGUCUGCCUUAUCUCAACCAGCAGAAUUUUAGUCCAAAAGCACUUCUCCAGACCAGCCUUGCUCUUUGCAAACCCCCAGCUGGAUAUGUGGGCCAAUGGUAUGGGUAUUCCUCACUUGCAACCCUAGAAAGUCUAUUUAUACGCUUUAUACAGAGGUUUGCUGAGAAAAAUGGUCUUAAACCAGCAUAACACUGAUUGAAAUAAGCUGGGUGUCAGGCUACCGGUAUUAAAAAUAUACCAGAAAUGAUUCUGCAAGUUUUUUGUGCAUGGGUGCCCCUUUCUGGCUAAAUAUGUGUUUCAGAUGUGAAGUGUAAACAUUUUGCAGAAUAUGACUCUGGGUAAAUGCAAUCCUUAACAUUGCAUCUAUAGGUUCAUCAGAGAUGGUUCUGAACAGUAUUUCUUUUUGAAUUGGGAGACAUCCUUUUUUCUUUUCAUUUCACAAGAACGUAAGCCUAGAAUAUAGAGCUUAUAUUACAGGUACAGGAGAAAAAACUGGAGGGAGGGAAGGAGGAGGAGGAGGGACAACCACUCCUCUUUGAAAUAGCAGGCAAACACCUGGGCCUCUGUCCCUCUGAUAAGUAAGCGUAAGCUGGUGGCUCUGUUGCUGCAUCAGGUGAUUAUUUCCCAAAGUAAUUCCCAUGGGAGGUUUGCUGUGCAGGGAAGGGAAUAGCCUGAUGUCCACAGAUGAGGCAUAGCUUCGGAACGAUGCCACGCGGGAAGGCUGGGGAAGAGCAAAAGUGGGGGAGGAAAAGGCUGACCUGCUCCUAAGGAGCCUGGUCUUCACGUUUAUAUCCCCUCCGCAUCAAACACAUCUGCCUGAGCAGCUUCAGGGCUGUUACUUUAAAUCAUACGUAUAAAAAUAUUCUCACUGCUCUGUUAAUUACAACCGCAAAUUGAACAAAUGCACUUACAGCGCGGUUGCUGUCGCCAUUUCUAGAUCGGUGUAAUUCAUGCUUGCAAGCCAUGAUAGGAUUUUUUAAUGUCAUUACACAGUAGGGCAAAGUCUUCAUUUUUAAUAAAAAUACAAAUGCUGAAAUGAAA